This is a messenger RNA of Aspergillus puulaauensis, 672 nucleotides long. RefSeq lists its product as uncharacterized. Bases 1 to 672 code for a protein of 223 amino acids. Lineage: Eukaryota; Fungi; Ascomycota; Eurotiomycetes; Eurotiales; Aspergillaceae. The record is from RefSeq and is a predicted model, not a curated record. The transcript has 4 exons.
AUGACUACAUUCUCAGUGGGGAUUCCCCGGCAAAAGCUAAACAGCGCACAUUCGUUGCAGAACCGCUGUACAGACCGUCCGGUACACUGGAUCAAGUGCGGCAGUUAUACGAGUCCAUUACAACGGAUCUCAUCAAACGAAAUAGCAAAAGUUUUGGAGGCUCGUACCAUGUUGAUGCCGUACGAGACGUCGGAAACGUCGCACACCUACUUCUGCUCCGAGUUCUUUGAUACGCCCAUUAAAGGCAUAAACCACGUCGACCCGCCACAGCCGGACAGGAACCGUGUCGUCGUAAGCAAGGAGACCGGUCGAAUGGGCGAAGUCAUGACGAAGGUCGUCUCAGGGCCAUCGGGGUACCUGUUCAGCCACCUAUCACGGCUCUUCGACCGUAAUAAGUCGACAUUGACUGGGUUUGGACCUGAGCUGGUAAAGAGGUUGCGCGAGGGAAGAAAGAGUGUUGAAGAGGCUGUUUGGACGAUUAUCCCCACCGCUGCAGCAGCUUGUGCUACUCAAGCUCAGGGUGCGCAAUUACUCGAUCUCUACCUCUCAGGCAAAUACGCUGCUCACUGGCCGGCGAUCCGGAGCCUGGCACAAUCGAAAGACCCUGGAUCGUUUGAGAAGCUCAAGAAAUACGCUCUUGAGGGGUACGUUCACCCACUAACCUUGAUGUAA